AUGCUCCUGGCUGCUCUGUGCUGCCUGCUGUGGAGUUUCCGGACCUCCGCUGGCCAUUUCCCUCGAGCCUGUGCCUCCUCCAAGAGCCUGAUGGAGAAGGAAUGCUGUCCAGCGUGGACGGGUGACAGCAGUCCCUGCGGCCAGCUCUCUGGCAGGGGUGCCUGUCAGGACAUCACGCUGUCCAAAGCUCCACUCGGGCCUCAAUACCCCUUCACAGGGAUGGAUGACCGGGAGGCCUGGCCCUCCGUCUUUUAUAAUCGGACCUGCCAGUGCUUUGGCAACUUCAUGGGAUUCAACUGUGGAAAUUGCAAGUUUGGCUUUUGGGGACCAAACUGCACAGAGAAGCGACUUUUGGUGAGAAGAAACAUCUUUGAUUUGAGCGUCCCAGAGAAGAACAAAUUUCUUGCCUACCUCACUUUAGCGAAGCAUACUAUCAGCCCAGACUAUGUCAUCCCCAUAGGCACCUAUGGCCAAAUGAAUAAUGGAUCUACACCCAUGUUUAAUGACAUCAAUGUUUAUGACCUCUUCGUCUGGAUGCAUUACUAUGUGUCAAGGGACACACUGCUUGGAGGGUCUGAAAUCUGGAAAGACAUUGAUUUUGCUCAUGAAGCCCCAGGUUUCCUGCCUUGGCACAGACUCUUCUUGUUGCUGUGGGAACAAGAAAUCCAGAAGUUGACCGGGGAUGAGAACUUCACUAUUCCAUAUUGGGAUUGGCGAGAUGCUGAAAGCUGUGACAUUUGCACAGAUGAGUACAUGGGAGGGCGCAACCCAGCAAACCCGAACUUACUCAGCCCAGCAUCCUUCUUCUCCUCUUGGCAGAUCAUCUGUACCCGAUUGGAGGAGUACAAUAGCCGUCAGGCUUUAUGUGAUGGAACUCCAGAGGGACCAUUACUGCGCAAUCCCGGAAACCACGACAAAGCCAGGACCCCAAGGCUCCCCUCCUCUGCUGAUGUGGAAUUUUGCCUAAGUCUGACACAAUAUGAAUCGGAUUCCAUGGAUAAAGCUGCCAAUUUCAGCUUUAGGAAUACACUGGAAGGAUUUGCUAGUCCACUUACUGGGAUAGCAGAUGCCUCUCAAAGCAGCAUGCACAAUGCCUUGCACAUCUAUAUGAAUGGAACGAUGUCUCAGGUACAGGGAUCUGCCAAUGAUCCCAUUUUUCUUCUUCACCAUGCAUUUGUUGACAGUAUUUUUGAACAAUGGCUCCGAAGGCACCAUCCUCUUCAAGAAGUUUAUCCAGAAGCCAAUGCACCCAUUGGACACAACCGGGAGUCCUACAUGGUUCCUUUUAUACCUCUAUACAGAAAUGGUGAUUUCUUUAUUUCAUCCAGAGAUCUGGGCUAUGACUAUAGCAACCUACAAGAUUCAGAACGGGACAUUUUUCAAGAUUACAUUAAGCCCUUCUUGGAACAAGCAAGUCGGAUCUGGCCAUGGCUCAUUGGGGCUGCUGUGGUAGGCUCUGUCCUCACGGCUGUGCUGGGAAGGCUCACUAGCCUAUUGUGUCGUCGCAAAAGAAAGCAGCUCCAUGAAGAAAGACAGCCCCUCCUCAUGGAAAAGGAGGAUUACCACAGUUUGUUGUAUCAGACUCAUGUAUAA
This is a messenger RNA of Puma concolor (puma), 1593 nucleotides long. It is a transcript of the gene TYR, whose product is annotated as tyrosinase. NCBI's taxonomy places the organism in Eukaryota, Metazoa, Chordata, Mammalia, Carnivora, Felidae. Gene Ontology annotation, molecular function: tyrosinase activity. Gene Ontology annotation, biological process: melanin biosynthetic process; pigmentation. The record is from RefSeq and is a predicted model, not a curated record.